AUGAGCAAUAGCCUUGUUCCGAGCAUUUCUGGACACGUCGGCACAGUUGCAUCUAAGGCUCAGGGUGGCUACAGAGACGUUCAAGACCUCGGUAGCUGCAUUGUGCCGCUUGGGCAAGCCUUGGAUGCUGCAGCGAAGAUGGUUCACAAGCUGUCUGAUGCACAUCCGAUAUUGAAAGUUUCUUGCACUAUCUUAUUAUCUGUGUACGAGGCCAUGAAAGAUCAGCAGCAGCAGGAUGAUGCCAUCAGAGGCCUCGCCGAGACCUUGCGCGAGAUGAUCUGUGUCGCUAAUGAUUCGCCCGACUUACUCACCAUUGACGGAACUGAGAAUGUCAUCGAAGCCAUCGGGCGCGCAUCGUUGCAAGCUUCCUCUGUGAUAGACGAAUAUGCACGUCUGCCUUUCAUAGGGGAAGCCGUGUACAAGUGGUUGAAUGCACCAGAUCCAUCCGCUAACCACGAAAAUGCCAGAAAGGAACACAAGGCUGGGACGUGUUCCUGGUUCCUGACCGGCACCCGGUAUCUGGAAUGGAAACAUCGUGGUGACUCGUAUCUCUGGGUGCAUGGAAUCCCUGGGUGUGGAAAGACGAUUAUGUGCUCGACAGCUAUCGACGACGUCGCAGAUUAUUGCAGGGGUAGCCCAUCUCGGGCAUUUGCGUACUUUUACUUUGAUUCCCGGGACUCGCAGAAUCAACUCCAACUACACGAUAACCUGAUACGUUCUUUGACCAAACAGCUCUUAGUCCAAUCUGGUACAAUCCCUGAUGAACUGGAGGCAAUGUGUGCCGGCGGGCGUAGACGUCUCUCCGCAGACAUGCUACGGACGACCCUCUCGCUCGUUCUCGCAAAAUUCCAGGACGUCUAUCUGCUUGUCGAUUCCAUGGACGAAUGCACUCAGAGGAAGGAGCUUUUGGGCUGGAUGAAGGAGAUGAAAGCUUCAAAGACGGCAAACCUACAUCUUUUGGUCACUAGUCGACCCGAACACAUCAUCAAGGAAUGCAUGGAGUCACUCGAGAUAGGUCAAGUAUGCUUGGAAGGCGACGGCGUCAACCGAGACAUUGAAAGCUUCGUGGACGAUCUGCUUCAAGAGAGCGAGAAGCUGAAAAAAUGGAGCGAAGAGAUCAGGCAGAAACUCGUGAACAACGCAGCGGGAAUGUUCAGAUUGAUCUCGCUUCAAUUGAGGGAACUGCAAACCUGUCGUACUCAGCAGCAGAUGAAAAGGCAGCUGGACACUCUGCCCAAGGAUCUAUUUGGGAUAUAUGAACGUGUCCUGUCGAGGCUCGGUGACAGAGACCGCCAGGAUGCUCUCAAAAUCCUUCAAUGGCUUGCCUACUCUGCUCGUCCACUACAGCUAGACGAACUGUCUGAGGUGUUCAGCAUCGACUUUGACGCGCCAGAUAGGCCUCGUUUCGACGCCGACUGUCGAUAUACAGACCCAAAGGAGAUAUUCGACCAUGUGUGCCCUUCGAGUCUGGUCACGGAAUCGGAAGGGAUUGUCAAGCUAGCUCACUUGACCGUCAAGGAGUUUUUGGUCUCCAUGCCUGAAGCGUCUCCAUUCUAUAUAAGCGCCUCGGCGGCUCACUUGUUGAUAUCCAAGACAUGUCUGGUAUACCUCAUAAAAAUAGGCACCCUCGAUACCAUCGACGACGCCACCACUGCUGACUUCCCUCUCCUCAAAUAUGCUGCACGACACUGGCCGUUUCACGUACACGCACAGACGGAUGACGAGUCAGGUGACUUACAGAGCUUGUUGCUUCAGCUCUUCCAGACCGAUACCGCACUAGCGGCAUGGAUCGGCUUUUCGGCUACAUAUGACGCUUAUUUCAUCAAGCCUAGCGAUCCCCACAAGGUUCCACAGCCUCUCGCUUCAGCGCUUUACUAUGCAUCGUCCAUUGGCCUACAUCGCACGUCGUUGGUCUUGCUGGAACUGGGAGCGGACCCGAAUGCUCAAGGAGGAUACUUUGGCAAUGCUCUCCAGGUGGCGUGUUUUCGUGGGCACAAGACAGUCGUGAAGCUGCUUCUCGAGAAGGGCGCGGAUCCAAAUGCAGAAGGAGGGGAGUACGGCACGGCACUCCAGGCGGCGUGCGUCAAUGGCUUUGAGGAGAUCGUGAAGCUCUUAUUGGAUAGUGGGGCUAUUGCUAACCCUCGUGCGUUGGAGACGUCUGCAGAUAUGGGGUCCGAGGCCAACGUGGCGCUCCUGUUGGCCAAGGGAGUCGACCCCAACAUCAGGGUAGCGGAAAGUUUCCACGGCCACGCGCUCCAGGCGGCAUGCGCUCAUAAUUUCGAGCCCGUCGUGAGGCUGUUGCUAGAGAACGGAGCUGACCCCAACGCUACCGAAGGAGCUGCUCUAGAGGCAGCCAGUUGCCUGAGCUCCGAGGCGAAUGUCAGGCUCCUGCUUGCCAAAGGAGCGGAUCCCAAUGCGCACGUGGCCACAGAUCACGACAACGCACUCCAGGCUGCGACUGUCCAUGGAUCGGUGGCCGUCGUGCGGCUCCUGCUGGAGAACGGAGCGGACCCGAAUCUUCAGGGAGGAGAGUUUGGUAACGCGCUGAAAGCGGCCUGUUUCUACAACUUCAAGGCCAUCGCGACGCUCCUACUGGAGUACGGAGCCACGGCAGCAACUGAGUUGGAGACGGCAUCCAUCAUGGGCUCGAUGGAAGACGUUACGCUCUUGCUCGCCAAGGGAGCUGACCCCAACGCUCGGGCGGACAUGAACUACGAACACGCACUCCAAGCGGCGUCGGUAAUGGGACAUACUGAUAUCGUGAAAGCACUCCUUGAGAAGGGAGCGGAUCCCAACGCUAAAGGAGGGGACUAUGGCAAUGCAAUGGAAGCAGCAUGCAUGAAGGGACACGUCGUCGUCGUGCAAGCACUGCUGGAAGGAGGAGCCAACCCCAAUACUCCGGGCGGGAUGUUUGGCACAACGCUCCAGGCGGCAUCCUGGCGUGGUUCCAAGGACCUGAUGACGCUCGUCCUUGAGAGGGGCGCGGAUCCUAAUCUCCAGGAAGGAAGCUAUGGGAGUGCGCUCCAGGGAGCGGUCUGGAGAGGCUCCGAGACGCUCGUCGACAUGCUGCUUGAGAAGGGAGCAGACCUUGCUUCGCAAGGCGGAGACGCUCUGGAGACUGCAUCUUGGAAGGGUUUCCUUCCCCUGGUGACCAUGCUGCUCGACAGGGGCGUCGAUCCGAAUGCGCGGGGAGGAUACUACGGGAACGCUCUGCAGGCGGCGUCGGCAGUUGGAAACGAGUCUAUCGUCAGAGUUCUGCUUGACCGCGGUGCAGAUCCAAACGAAGAAGGAACAUACGGGACCGCAUACCAGGCGGCGUCCAAGACCGGCCACCAGUCCGUCGCGCAGUUGCUGCUCGAGCACCGCGCCACUCGGCCUAACAUCGCCGCCCUCGAGCCUCAUCAGUGA
Messenger RNA from Heterobasidion irregulare TC 32-1, 3408 nucleotides. RefSeq lists its product as uncharacterized. The transcript is spliced from 8 exons. NCBI's taxonomy places the organism in Eukaryota, Fungi, Basidiomycota, Agaricomycetes, Russulales, Bondarzewiaceae. The record is from RefSeq and is a predicted model, not a curated record. The coding region runs from base 1 to 3408 and encodes 1135 amino acids. Gene Ontology annotation, molecular function: protein binding.